Messenger RNA from Mus pahari (shrew mouse), 2772 nucleotides. RefSeq names its product zwilch kinetochore protein (gene Zwilch). Gene Ontology annotation, biological process: protein localization to kinetochore; mitotic spindle assembly checkpoint signaling. The transcript has 19 exons. The record is from RefSeq and is a predicted model, not a curated record. The coding region runs from base 35 to 1825 and encodes 596 amino acids. NCBI's taxonomy places the organism in Eukaryota, Metazoa, Chordata, Mammalia, Rodentia, Muridae. Gene Ontology annotation, cellular component: RZZ complex.
GUCUGGGCGCGCAGUUCAGUUCAGCUUCUUAGCAAUGGAGCCCCGCCACGACUGGAUGUUGUCGCGCAUGAACCGCGCGGCUGAGGAGUUUUAUGCUCGUCUUCGGCAGGAAUUUAAUGAAGAGAAGAAAGGAGCCUCUAAAGACCCAUUCAUCUAUGAGGCUGAUGUACAAGUGCAGUUGAUCAGCCAAGGCCAACCAAGUCUUCUGAAAACUAUUCUAAAUGAAAAUGACUUAGUGUUUCUUGUAGAAAAAGUGGUUUUGGAGAAGGAAGAAACAAGUCAGGUUGAAGAACCGCAGUCUGAAGAGACGGAUAUUUCUGAUCUCUCCGCCGGUGGAAAUAUUGGGCCACUGGCCUUGCCUGUCGGGAGAGCAAGGCAGUUAAUUGGGCUUUAUACCAUGGCUCACAAUCCUAAUAUGACUCAUUUGAAGAUUAAGCAGCCAGUGACAGCCCUUCCUCCUCUUUGGGUGAGAUGUGACGGUUCAGAUCCUGAAGGUACCUGUUGGCUAGGAGCUGAACUCAUCACAGCAAAUGACAUCAUUACAGGCGUUACCCUGUAUGUGCUCACUUGUAAAGCUGAUAAAAAUUACUGUGAAGAUCUGGAAAAUCUAAAAAAUUCACAUAAGAAAAGACAUCACGUGUCUGCUGUGACAGCCAAAGGCUUUGCCCAGUAUGAGCUCUUUAAGUCUGAUGACUUGGAUGACCCUGUUACCCCAUCACAAACUACAGUCACUCUGGAUCUUUCCUGGAGCCCUGUGGAUGAGAUGCUUCAAACCCCUCCCCUGUCUUCAACUGCAGCUCUGAAUAUCAGAGUACAAUCAGGAGAGCCCAGAGGUUGUUUGAGUCAUCUUCACAGAGAACUGAAAUUUCUCCUUGUUUUAGCUGAUGGCAUCAGGACUGGUGUAACUGAAUGGCUUGAACCUCUGGAAACAAAAUCUGCUCUUGAAUUUGUUCAGGAAUUUCUGAAUGACUUAAAUAAACUGGAUGAAUUUGAUGAUUCUACAAAAAAAGAUAAACAAAAAGAGGCAGUGAACCAUGACGCGGCUGCAGCUCUCAGGUCUAUGCUUGUCACGGUGCGGGGGGAUCUAGAUUUUGCUGAACAGCUUUGGUGCAGAAUGAGCAGCAGUGUGGUUUCCUAUCAAGACUUGGUGAAGUGUUUCACACUGAUCCUGCAGAGUCUGCAGCGUGGUGAUAUACAGCCAUGGUUGCACAGUGGGAGUAAUAGUUUACUAAGUAAGCUCAUUCAUCAGUCUUACCAUGGAGCUAUGGACAGUGUCCCUCUCUCUGGAACUACCCCACUGCAGAUGCUUUUGGAAAUUGGUUUGGACAAACUGAAGAAAGAUUAUAUCAGCUUUUUUGUCAGUCAGGAACUUGCAUCUUUGAAUCAUUUGGAAUACUUCAUUUCUCCAUCAGUAUCGACACAGGAACAGGUUUACCGUGUUCAGAAACUCCAUCAUAUUCUUGAAAUAUUAGUCAUCUGCAUGCUUUUCAUUAAACCUCAACAUGAGCUUCUCUUCUCUUUAACACAAUCCUGCAUCAAAUAUUACAAACAAAAUCCUCUUGAUGAGCAACACAUUUUUCAGUUGCCAGUCAGACCAGCUGCUGUCAAGAAUUUGUAUCAAAGUGAGAAGCCUCAGAAAUGGCGAGUGGAGCUCAUCAGUAGUCAGAAGAAGGUGAAAACAGUGUGGCAGCUGAGUGACAGCUCCCCUGUAGACCAUUCCAGUUUCCACAGGCCUGAGUUUCCUGAGCUGACACUGAAUGGUAGUCUGGAAGAAAGGGCAGCCUUCAUUAACUUGCUUACCUGCAGCCAGGUACACUUCAAGUAAUGCGCGCUGCAGGUCCUUACGAGGUGUCUUCUCUCCGCACAAAACAAAAAGGGGAAAAAUAAUGAGUUAAUUUUCAGAGCCUAAAAAAUAGACAUCACAUGAACUUUUGCAGAAGAAAAGAAGAGUGAUCCUGAAGAGAUGUUCUGACAGAUGAAGGUGGAAAGGAGGUCUCAUCUCAGUCGCGUCUCCUGAGGAGAAGUGUCAGCAUCAGGGCAGCAGUGAGGAUGGAGAGGGCACAGACUGUGGGGACCACAAUCUCUAAAACCACGUGACUGUGCCUAAGCAAGGGCUCUGAAAGGGACAGAUACAUCCACCACAAGUGAGCUGUGUUUUGAAACAAAAGCUAAAGGAGAUGGGCCACUGUGUUUCUAAUUUUUCUUAUUGAUUGUAAAAGUAAACCAGUAAAUCAAACAUUUUGAAAUGGAGUUUUGGAGCCAUGGGACAAAGGCAUCAUGUUCACUUGGUAUGCACACACCUUUUGGGAAACCUUACCAUCACACAAAACUUACAUCAGAGCUGGAAAUGUAACAGAAAAUCUGGGGGGUGCCUAACUUUGUUUAUUUCACUGGUAUUUUAUUAAGCUUGAGUAUGGUUAAUAUUUAUGCUGGCAUUGCAUUAAUCUCAAAAGAUUUGCACUUAUAUUCCGUGGGUUCUCUAGGUUUUAGUCCAAAUCUUUUGAACUGGGUGUGGCAGUACACAUCUUUAAUCCCAGCACUGAGGAGGCAGAGGCAGCCUGGUCUACAGAGCAAGUUCCAGAAAAGCCACAGCUACACAGAGAAACCCUGUCUCAAAAGAAAAGAAAAAAAGAAUCCUUGGGAAACAUUUUCAGCUUUUUGAGUUUGUUAUUCUCAAUAUACCUUUAUCCUCAUAUAUUAUAAUUUCUAAUGGUAAUUCUAAUAUUUCUUUGUAAACACAAAAAUUUACUAAAAUGUUAAAUUAUUUAAUAA